This is a messenger RNA of Acanthosepion pharaonis, 1212 nucleotides long. Lineage: Eukaryota; Metazoa; Mollusca; Cephalopoda; Sepiida; Sepiidae. The record is from the annotation of a GenBank genome assembly.
AUGUUUAUUGUCCUUUCCUUUUUUGCUUUCCUUUCUUUCUCUUUCUUUUUUUCUCUCUUUCAUUUCCCUUUCCUUUUUGUUAUUAUUCUCAUUUCUUUCUUUUCUUACUUAUUUUUAUUGUCCUUUCUCUGCUUUUCUUUUCCUUCUUUCAGUUUUAUUCUUAUAUUUAUUCUACAUUUUCUCUUUCUCACAUCUUUUGUCCUUUCUAUCUUUUUCCUUUCUUUUUCUUCCCUACUUAUUUUAUUGUCCUUUCUCUCUUUCUCUCUUUCAAUUUCCUUCUUUUUUUAUUAUUAUCCUUUCUCCCUUUUCCUCCUAUUUUUAUUUUCCUUUCUUUUACUCUGUUUUCAUUUCCCUCUCCUUCUUGAUUUUAUUGAACUUUUGCUCUUUUCACUUUCUUUUCUUUCUUUUUGGCUUCUAAGAUUUAUGGUUUCUUCCCUCUUUUUCACUUUCUUUCAUUUCUCUUCCUCUCUAAUUUUUAUUGUUCUUUCUAUCUUUUUCUCUUUCAUUUCUUUCUUAUAUUUAUUUUCCUUUCCCCCUCUUUCUCUUUUCCUUUUCCUUUUAUUCUUUCUAUCAUUUUCAUGCUUAUUUUCCUUUUUUAUUUUCUUUUUUCACUCCCUUCCCUACUUAUUUUUAUUGUUCUUUCUCUAUCCAUCUUUAUCUUUCAUUUCUUUCUUCUUCAUGAGUUUACUGAACUCUCACACUUUUUCCCCUUUGUUUUCUCAUCCUUUCCUUCUAAAUGUUAUGAUUCCUUCACCCUUUCAUUUAUUGUUCAUUCUCUCUUUUUCUUUUCCUUCCCUUCUUAUUUUUAUGCCUCUUUCAGUCUUUCUUUCUUUUUUCAUUCUUUCUUAUAUGUAUUUGAAUUUCUCCUUUUUUCUCUUUCUUUUCUUGAGUUUUCUUCUUAUUUUCAUUGUCCUUUCUUUUCCCUUCAUUUCUUUUAUUAUACUUUCUCUUCUCUUCUUUUUCUAUUCUUUUCACUUCUCAUGUUUUCUCUUUCUUUUUUUUCUCUUUCUUCGAUAUUUUAUUGUCCUUUUCCUCUAUUCCUCAUUUUUUUCUUUCUUUUUCCUUCUCAUAUUUAUUAUCCUUUCACUCAUUUUUUUCCACUUCUUUUCAUUUCCUUUUUUUCUUUUUUCUUUUUUCUUUUUGGUCUUUUUCCUUUUAUCUUUCUUUCCAUUAUGUUUGCAAAUGAUAGACAUUAUUUUCAUAUUUUCAUAA